AGGGAAGGUAGCGACGGCUCUAUGGCUCACUGCCUCACUGAUUGCAUAGAUUCCAUGCCAUUUCUCCACUAGCUUCCCCUCUUCUUCCUCUUCCCUAUCCUGGUCUCCUCCCCUCACCAGUCACGGCCGAGUCAGCGAAAUCCAUGCCCCAUUGCUUAAUCAUCGCGUAUAGACGGGCAGUUCCCCCCAGAUGAGUCAGAUUCGCCAGCCGUUUUAGCUUUGCUCUCGUCUACAGCUGCAGUGCGAACCGCGACUGACUUGCUUGACUCCACUGCGGAUCCAUCGGUUUUGUUUUGCUCUCGUCUCGUGCGGGAUUGGGCUUCGGGAGCGGAAGGCCUCUGCGUUUCCUUCCCUCAGACUUGCAGAGUUGAUCACACUGGUCUGUUGUUCGGCCCCUGCUUUCACCAUCCUCUCUGCAGACCGCCCACUACACAUAUUCAGCAGCUAAAAUGGCUGAAGCAAUACUUAUGGCUGUGACAAAGAUUGGUUCCGUUCUAACAGAGGAAGCAACCAAGGCCGUCAUAGCUAAGCUAUCUGAAAAGGUUACUAAUUUGAAGGAACUGCCGGUAAAGAUUGAACAAAUAAGGAAGCAACUGACUAUGAUGGGCAAUGUUAUAAGCAAGAUAGGCACAGUGUACCUCACGGACGAAGUUGUUAAGAGUUGGAUUGGGGAGGUCCGCAAUGUGGCCUACCAUGUUGAAGAUGUAAUGGAUAAAUAUUCGUACCAUGUUCUUCAAAUUAAGGAGGAAGGGUUCCUGAAGAAAUACUUUAUCAAAGGAACACAUUAUGCCAAAGUUUUCAGUGAAAUUGCGGAUGAGGUAGUUGAGGUAGAGAAGGAGAUCCAGGAAGUUGUACGGAUGAAAGACCAGUGGUUGCAGCCCUGCCAGCUUGUCGCUAACCCACUCACUGAGAUGGAAAGACAGCGAUCCCAAGACAGUUUCCCAGAAUUCGUCAAAGAUGAAGAUCUCGUAGGAAUCAAAGACAACAGGAUAUUGCUGACUGGAUGGUUGUACUCUGAAGAGCCCGAGGGCACUGUGAUAACAGUAUCGGGCAUGGGUGGGUUGGGAAAAUCUACCUUGGUGACAAAUGUUUAUGAACGUGAAAAGAUCAACUUCCCUGCACAUGCAUGGAUCGUUGUGUCACAAAUUUACACUGUUGAGGACCUGUUGAGGAAGCUUCUAUGGAAGAUUGGAUAUACAGAACAACCAUUGUCAGCAGGUAUUGACAAAAUGGACGUACAUGACUUGAAAAAGGAAAUACAGCCGAGACUUCAAAAUAAAAAAUACUUGAUUGUACUGGAUGAUGUCUGGGAGCCAGAGGUAUACUUCCAGAUACAUGAUGUUUUCCAUAAUCUCCAAGGAAGUCGCAUCAUAAUUACGACCCGGAAGGACCAUGUGGCAGGAAUUUCUUCUUCCACACGUCACCUUGAGCUCCAGCCGUUAAGUAAUCGUGACGCAUUUGACCUCUUCUGCAGAAGGGCUUUUUACAACAAGAAGGGCCAUAUGUGCCCCAAGGAGCUUGAUGCAAUUGCUACUUCUAUUGUUGACAGGUGUCAUGGCCUACCGCUUGCAAUUGUUACCAUUGGCAGCAUGUUGUCUUCAAGACAACAAUUAGACUUUUGGAAACAAACAUACAAUCAGCUCCAAAGUGAGUUGUCAAACAAUAUUCAUGUACGAGCAAUUUUAAAUCUGAGCUACCAUGAUCUUUCAGCGGACCUCAGAAACUGCUUCUUGUACUGCUGUCUAUUCCCUGAAGAUUACUUCAUGUCACGUGACAUCCUUGUUCGACUCUGGGUUGCAGAAGGCUUUGUGCUUAGUAAAGACAAGAACACGCCAGAGAUGGUAGCAGAGGGGAAUCUCAUGGAAUUAAUCCAUCGCAAUAUGCUUGAAGUUGUGGACUAUGAUGAGCUUGGUAGGGUUAACUCAUGUAAGAUGCAUGAUAUUGUGCGUGAACUAGCUAUUUCUGUUGCGAAAGAAGAGAGGUUUGCUGCAGCAACUGAUUAUGGCACAAUGAUACAGAUGGACAGGAAUGUUCGUCGUCUGUCAUCAUAUGGAUGGAAAGACGACACUGCACUGAAAAUUAAACUUCCACGUCUUCGAACAGCAUUGGCUCUUGGAGUAAUUUCAUCAUCCCCUGAGACAUUAUCUUCUAUUUUAUCUGGAUCUAGUUACCUUACCGUUCUCGAGCUUCAAGACUCUGCAGUCACUGAAGUGCCAGCAUUGAUAGGCUCUCUGUUCAAUCUACGUUACAUCGGGUUACGUCGCACCAACGUCAAGUCACUCCCAGACUCUAUUGAGAAUCUGUCCAACCUCCAAACUCUGGACAUCAAGCAAACAAAAAUAGAGAAGCUACCACGAGGUCUUGGGAAGAUCACGAAGCUGCGGCACCUUUUAGCUGAUAAUUAUACUGAUGAAAAGCGGACAGAGUUCCGAUACUUUGUCGGAGUACAAGCACCUAAAGAGCUGUCCAACAUGGAAGAACUGCAAACUCUGGAGACUGUGGAAUCUAGCAAUGACUUGGCCGAGCAGCUGAAGAGACUGAUGCAACUUAGAAGUUUGUGGAUUGACAACAUAAGUGCCGCUGAUUGUGCAAAUCUGUUUGCCACACUGUCAAAUAUGCCGCUUCUUUCCAGCUUGCUUCUUGCUGCAAAGGAUGAGAAUGAGGCACUUUGCUUCAAAGAUCUCAAGCCAAGGUCUGCAGAUCUACACAAGUUGGUUAUCAGAGGACAAUGGGCCAAGGGGACACUGAAUUGCCCAAUAUUUCUCGGCCAUGGGACACACCUCAAGUAUCUAGCUUUAAGUUGGUGCAACCUUGGGGAAGAUCCACUUGAGAUGCUCGCACCACACCUGCCGAACCUCACAUAUCUCAAACUGAAUAACAUGCACAGUGCACGUACCUUGGUUCUCUCUGCAGGUUCCUUUCCAAACCUGAAGACGCUUUAUUUGAGACACAUGCAUGAUGUCAGCCAGCUACAUUUCAUUGAUGGUGCUCUUCCAUGCAUUGAAGCUAUGUACAUUGUCUCUCUACCAAAGCUGGAUAAGGUCCCUCAAGGCAUUGAAUCCCUUCAAUCCCUGAAGAAGCUCUGGCUGUUGGGCUUGCCCAAGGGUUUCAAAACUCAAUGGGUCAGUAGCGGAAUGCAUCAGAAGAUACUGCAUGUUCCAGAGAUUCGUGUGUAGAUGCUGCAGGCUGGUUCUUUCUGCAGUGUCAGUUCUUGUAUGGUUCAUCUGGCGCAACUUUUAAUCAUUCCAAUAAGUUUGCGAUUAUUCACAUCGCCAGCAGCGGGUCAUCAUUACUUAUGUACCCUAACACGAUUUGUCCUCAAAUAGUGUUGUUCAUUGCCAUCCAGACACCCUGCCCUGUACCUUUUGUGUUGUUUUGGCUACAUGUUUUAGUACUGGUUUAUGUAAGGAUUUAAUGUACCAUUUGUAUCGAACAACUUGUGUGGACAAUCCUUCAAACAUGUCAUCUGGCAUAUAGAUAUAACUUGUUCUAUAUCACUGUAUCAUCCCAGAUGUGAUUCACCAUGAGGUAUCA
Messenger RNA from Brachypodium distachyon (stiff brome), 3534 nucleotides. Its product is annotated as disease resistance protein RPM1. The record is from RefSeq and is a predicted model, not a curated record. The coding region runs from base 450 to 3176 and encodes 908 amino acids. Gene Ontology annotation, molecular function: ADP binding. Lineage: Eukaryota; Viridiplantae; Streptophyta; Magnoliopsida; Poales; Poaceae. The transcript is spliced from 3 exons. Gene Ontology annotation, biological process: defense response to other organism.